CUCCUCUUCUCUACCAGCAGAGGAGAGUCGGGCUCAUGUGUCAACAUCCAGGUUCCCCUGGAGCUGGAGCCUGAACGUUAGCCACAAAAAACACACAAAAAGACCGAGAGAGAACCUGAUGUUCCUUUGAAGACGCUUCUAUGUGUUUGAUCUCCUCAUUAAUGGUUAUAAACGGUGUUUCUCUAACAGGAUCAGAGACGCAGAGCGCGCUGCUCGGACCCCAGCUGACCGUGUUUUAAACGAUGACAGAGUACAAAGUGCGAACAUCUUCUCCGAUCAUUUAAUAAUCAUAUCUGGGACCUGUUAGCUCCCACAGCUAGCCCGGGGACUCCACCAGAACCAGGGGGAACAGGAGGAACUGUCUGCUGACAUGAUGUUUCCUCAAUCCAGGCACCAGGCGUCCUCUCAGUCCAGUCAACCUCUCAAGUUCACCACUUCUGAUUCCUGUGAUCGCAUCAAGGAUGAGUUCCAGUUCCUCCAAGCACAGUACCACAGUUUGAAGUUGGAGUGUGAUAAACUGGCUUCUGAAAAGUCAGAGAUGCAGCGUCACUAUAUCAUGUACUACGAAAUGUCCUACGGGCUGAACAUUGAAAUGCACAAACAGGCUGAAAUAGUGAAGAGACUGAAUGGCAUCUGUGCUCAGGUGCUGCCUUACCUGUCACAAGAGCAUCAACAGCAAGUCAUGGGCGCCAUCGAGAGAGCCAAGCAAGUCACGCCCCCUGAGAUGAACUCCAUCAUACGGCAACAGCUCCAGGUGCAGCACCUGUCCCAGCUGCAGGGUCUGGCCCUGCCGGUGACCCCGCUGCCCCUGGGCCUGACCCCGCCCACCCUGCCCGCCGUCUCCUCCAGCUCCGGCCUGCUCUCCCUCUCCUCCAUCCUGGCCAACUACUCCCACGGCCAGGCCCAGGCGGCCAAGGAGGACAAGGCCCGGGAAUCGGCCGAGAGAGCGCCACGAGGAGACGACGGCGACAAGUCAGACUAAUGCAGAAGACACGGCCAGGAGGUUUGGAGGGGGGGUUGUUGUGGCGGGGGAGGGGAGGGAAGGGAUGGGGGGCGGGGUGUCUUUAAAAAAAAAAAAAAAAAGAAAGGUAAAAGUGUAACUGUAAAUGGAGAUUGGUGUAAGUCUGGCUGCCUGUCUGCUGAGUGUUGGUGAAGUAGAGUAACUGCAGGGAUGACGACGAGCAGAAACGAGGAUUUUUUUGGAUGUGCAGAGAACGAAAAACUGCUGAAUGGCUGAGAGUGAGAGUUAAAUGUUCUUAUUAUUUAGUGGUAAUAAUAGACUCAGUUCAGGCUUCUAGACUUUAAAUAGAUGCUUUUUUUUUUUUUUUUUAGUGUAAGCCACUGUUGUUAGGCUUAAUCAAGAUAAAUGUUUUCCCAUUUGGAGUGAGAGUUGAGGAUGAAAGCUAACAGCAGUGUCCCUUACACAGAUCUGCCUCUCACUGGUUUAUAUUUCUUAAUUCUAGUGUUUUUUUUUUUGUUUUUUGUUCAUGUCCUCCUCAGAUUGUUUCUUACUGGCUCACAGUAAACAGUUUAAACAACAUCUUAGUUCCCUCUAACUUCUGUCCCUCCACUCAUAACGUACAAAAGCUCCUUUUUUUUCUUCCCCAUAAUGAAAAAAUGUUGACUGGAGCUGUUUGGAAAGUUCAUUUAUGUACUUGAAGCCAGAUUAAGUCCUAGUCCGAUGUUCAAUGGGAUGUUUUUAAAGGGACAUUUCACUUCAAUUCAGAACAUAAACCACCCAACGUUUCAUUGUUUUCAUACGACCAACCACUGGAUGCAUUACCUUUAGCUGUGUACCUCAAUCCCCAAAAACUGGGACUUUAUUCCAUUAAGAACCUUUUAGUUUGUACAAAUGGUAGUUUACCCAUCUCGGGGGUUAAUUUGUGUUUCAUAGGCCUAGCAGCCAGCUGCUGCUGCUAGCUGCCAGCUGCUGCUAGCUGCCAGCUGUCGCUGCUGCUAGCUGCCAGUUGCUGCUGCUAGCUGCUGCUGCUGCUGCUAGCCGCCAGCUGCUGCGGCUAGCUGCCAGCUGCUGCUAGCUGCCGCUGCUAGCUGCUACUAGCUGUUGCUAGCUGUUGCUGUUGCUAGCUGUUGCUGCUGCUGCGCGCUACAUGGCACGGACCAUGACUCGUCUUUAAAUGACAAGAAUUGAAGCUCUGGAAAAAAAAGAAAUUGACUUUAUUUUGUUGUUUUCGUGAAGUUAAAGACUAAUUAGACAUUCAAAAUGUGCGUGUGUGUGAUCGGGUGAAUGUGAUCAGAAAGAAGAAAACACUUGUUUAAUUUAACUUUUUCUUUCUUCUUUUCUUUUCUUUUUUUUCUUUCUUUUAAAGCACCUUUUUGUAUUUUCCUCCCCUGCUCCUGCCCCUCUCUUCGUUCUGGUCCACUCUUUAACUGACCAAGACAAACUUGAACAGGAUCUAAACUUCAGAACCAGACGGUUGUAAAAGACUCACGAGUACUUCUGUAAUUCUGUAAGUUAGAGGAACACUUCAGUUUAAACUGAGACUGUAUCAAGCACCUGUCUUUCUUUUCCUGUCUUGUUUAACUUGUGUGUGAUUGUCAAGGGGAACAUCUUCCCUCCAUAAAGUUUCUUUUCAUAUUGUUUU
Centropristis striata (black sea bass) is the source of this 2603-nucleotide messenger RNA. RefSeq names its product TLE family member 5-like. Lineage: Eukaryota; Metazoa; Chordata; Actinopteri; Perciformes; Serranidae. The transcript is spliced from 7 exons. The record is from RefSeq and is a predicted model, not a curated record. Bases 371 to 982 code for a protein of 203 amino acids. Gene Ontology annotation, cellular component: transcription regulator complex; nucleus. Gene Ontology annotation, biological process: negative regulation of canonical Wnt signaling pathway; regulation of DNA-templated transcription. Gene Ontology annotation, molecular function: protein binding; transcription corepressor activity.